This is a messenger RNA of Musa acuminata AAA Group (dessert banana), 2565 nucleotides long. RefSeq names its product polycomb group protein EMF2B-like. The transcript is spliced from 22 exons. Gene Ontology annotation, molecular function: chromatin DNA binding. The record is from RefSeq and is a predicted model, not a curated record. NCBI's taxonomy places the organism in Eukaryota, Viridiplantae, Streptophyta, Magnoliopsida, Zingiberales, Musaceae. Gene Ontology annotation, cellular component: nucleus. Bases 322 to 2319 code for a protein of 665 amino acids.
AUUAAACACUCAUUAUUACUCCAUCAACGCGUUCGCCACCAGCCAACUAAUCCCUAAAUCCUCCCCUCCGUCCCUUCCCCCUUCCCCUUUCCACGCACGACCACGCCGAUCUUCCGCCGGAGGGGGAGCGGCCGGCUGCCGGCGCGAUUUUUGGCGGCGCCUGGAAGCCUAGCGGCGACGGCCCAACGUAAAUUCCAGGGUAGCAUGUAUCUGGAAAGAAGAAGGUGAAUGUUGCCCACUGGAAUCCGAUCCCUGCGUGUUCUUUGAGAUUGUGGAAGGCUGUGAAAACUUAUAGCUUGACCGUGGCACUUUUCUUCCAGAAUGCCAGGCUUAUCUCUGGCAGUUCGUGAGACCAUGAAUCAUGGUUGCAGUUGCAGCCAAUCAAGGACUGAUCAGAUGUGCCAUCAGCAGUCUCGAGUUCGACUGACAGCUGAAGAGCAACUUGCAGCUGAAGAAAGUCUUUCUGUAUACUGCAAACCUGUUGAACUUUAUAAUAUACUUCAACGUAGGGCAAUACAAAAUCCUUCAUUUCUUCAGAGAUGUUUGCAGUACAAGAUGCAAGCAAAGCGCAAAAGGAGAAUUCAAAUAAUCAUUUCACUGAUUGGAAGUCUGAACGCUGAGAAAGAACAUUUGUUCCCUCUCUAUGUGCUAUUAGCUAGAUCUGUUGCUGAUACUGCAGUUGCAGAGCAUUCUGCAGUAUAUCGACUCAGUCGCCCUUGUGUCCUAACUAAUUUCAGUGAGUUUGGGAAAAAGGCUCAUAUGGAAGCCAGUUUUGUUAUUCCUGAGAUUAAGAAACUGAUAACCAAUGCACGAGCUAACAAUCUCAACAUUAUUAUCAUCAGCAAAGGGGAAUCAAAAGGUGGUUUUGGUGGAAAUCAUCUAUUGAAUGAACAUGAAGAAUGGUCUUCUUUUCUAAAACUUGAAGGGAAUUGCCUUUGUGGAAAAAUACCAGUUGAUUCACUUUGUUUGUCAUUAGAGAAAUGUGUGACCUUGAGCUUAGGACAUAGAACUGACAUGCUUUCAGCUGUUAAUAUGCAACCAAGCAUUUUGGAGCCUAAAUAUUUGGGCAAGAAUGACUGCAUAUUUUUGCAAACUCAAAAUAUAGAUUCAGCGAAUACCUGCCAAGUUAAAGUCAGCAUAUGUGCUCAAGAGGUGGGAGCAAGUGAGACAUCUCCUUAUGACUUUUACUCAUAUGAUGAUAUUCCAACAUCAUCUUUACCUCAAAUUAUCAGAUUGAGGAUGGGGAAUGUUCUGUUUAACUAUAGAUACUACAACAACAUGCUGCAAAAAACUGAAGUUACGGAGGACUUCUCUUGUCCUUUUUGUUUGGUGAAGUGUUCAAGCUUUAAGGGGCUGAGAUAUCAUUUGAAUUCUAAUCAUGACCUUUUCAAUUUUGAGUUCUGGGUAACCGAGGAGUAUCAAGCUGUGAAUGUUUCCGUGAGGACUGAUAUUUGGAGAUCAGAGGUUGCAUCAGAUGGAGUUGAUCCUAGGCUGCAAACUUUUUUCUAUUGCUCAAACUUAAUGAGAAGUAGAAGAUCGAAGAAUAGUGUUCAGACUGCAAGUCAUGUGCAUCCACAUGUUUUGGAAUCAGGCUUGCCUGAAGCAGCUUUAGAAGGUUCCCGUGAAGAUUAUGAUAACAAAGACAAUGGAACAUGCUCCUCUCAAAGGCCUCAUGCAUAUACAACGAGUGCUUCGCUUACAAAUGGAUGUGAUGGGUGCACAAGACAUAUAUUAUCUUGCCCUGAUACAAUAGGUGCAUGUGUUGUGACAACUCAAGGUUCUACCAGCAAUGAUUCUGGUCAGCAAGCAUCUGGAAAUAAUCUAGCAUCACAAAAUAUGCUGCAGUUUUCUAAGAUGCGAAAGAUAUCUGAUGAACGAGCUGAUCCCAGAAAUCGUGCUCUGCUACAAAAACGUCAGUUCUUUCAUUCCCAUAGAGCUCAGCCAAUGGCAUUGGAGCAAGUAUUUUUAGAUCGGGAUAGUGAAGAUGAAGUUGAUGAUGACAUUGCUGAUUUUGAAGAUAGAAGAAUGCUUGAUGAUUUUGUGGAUGUGACGAAGGAUGAGAAGCAAAUUAUGCAUCUGUGGAAUUCUUUUGUUCGGAAACAAAGGGUUCUGGCUGAUGGUCACAUAUCAUGGGCUUGUGAGGCAUUCUCUCAAAUUCACGGGCAAGAGCUUGUGCGAUCUCCAGCUUUAAUGUGGUGUUGGAGGUUAUUUAUGAUCAAACUUUGGAAUCAUAGUCUCUUAGAUGCACGCACCAUGAACAAUUGUAGCUUAAUACUCGAAAGAAAUCAAAAUGAGGCCUUGGGCGCCAAGCAAAACUAAGAUCUGGGAGACCAGUGAGGAACCAGAAUUACUUCAUGCUAACUUACACCCGUACCAUUUUUUGGAAAGGUUUCCUAUCUGAUUUGUUUCUAUAUUUGAUGUAACUUCUUUGGGGUAUUAUUGUUUACAAUCAUAGUGUUGCCAGGGGAGAGAAAAGGCCUUCACUAGCCUGCAAUUGUCACCUUAUAUGAAUGUUCGCAUAUUCUUUCAGCUCAGAAGGGCAAGUAAUAUUGCAUAAUUUAUCGA